Messenger RNA from Drosophila pseudoobscura, 629 nucleotides. Its product is annotated as E3 ubiquitin-protein ligase RNF125-like. The transcript is spliced from 2 exons. Gene Ontology annotation, biological process: positive regulation of transcription by RNA polymerase II. NCBI's taxonomy places the organism in Eukaryota, Metazoa, Arthropoda, Insecta, Diptera, Drosophilidae. The coding region runs from base 121 to 492 and encodes 123 amino acids. The record is from RefSeq and is a predicted model, not a curated record. Gene Ontology annotation, molecular function: transcription factor binding.
UCAAUAGAAAGAGAAAACUAAAAACUGUGUCAUUAGCAGGUUGAGUUGUGAACAAAGAGGUUGUUCAGAAUUAGACACGUUUGUCUGCAGUUAUUAAAAAACUUCUUGGAAUAUUCCGACAUGGAGAACUUUCAAAAUACUGUGAGCAACAAUACUUCCCAAUCUAGCCCGAAUGUUUCCGUGUCAUUCGCCAUCAUCGGGGUAGAUAAUUCCCAGGAGGAAGUUGAAACAUCCAAUAUUAGUUCUGCUAGCUCCAAUACCCAUGACCCUUCGAGUCCGAUGCGCAAGCGCAACGACGAAAACGAGCCUUCGGAAGGGGCUUACAAGUGCCCGGUUUGUCUGGAAAUCGUAUGCGACCGGGAGCCAUUGUUGACAAAAUGUGGACACGUUUUUUGUCGCCAAUGCAUCGAAACCGCCAUACGCUCCUCUCACAAGUGCCCAAGGUGUAACAUGGAACAGGGCAUACACGAUACAAUGCGCAUUUAUUUGUAAUACUGUAAUUCGAUACAGUACCAAUGCUAUGCUAGUCAUCUGAGCCUCUUCCUGAAUUUGUUUUUGUUUAGUUUUAACUUCGGAAGGAAGAAUGAGGAAUGAAUUUGGUGCUAAAUAUAAGAUGUUCCUGGCUUUCA